AUGGAGAACGCGUUGCCGACGCUAAGCCAACUCGUAAGAAACCCCCGCAAGCGGACGCGCAAGAAGCCGAAGACACCGGCGUUGCGCGCGAUUCGUAACUCGUUCACGGGUCGCACUCGUGAACUUCAAAAGGGUUCGCCUCAGAAGGCAGGAGUUUGCUUACAAGUUCGGACCGUCACGCCGAAGAAACCGAAUUCGGCUCUUCGCAAGGUGGCACGGGUACGACUCUCCAACAACGUCGAAGUGACGGCUUACAUUCCGGGCGAAGGCCACAACCUGCAAGAGCACUCAGUGGUUCUGAUCAGGGGAGGAAGAGUCCGUGACUUGCCGGGUGUCCGCUACCACGUUAUCCGUGGAACCAAGGACACUGAAGGUGUGGAAGGCCGACGCCAGGGCCGCAGCAAAUAUGGGACUCCGCGAGGAGUUUGA
Geodia barretti is the source of this 429-nucleotide messenger RNA. NCBI's taxonomy places the organism in Eukaryota, Metazoa, Porifera, Demospongiae, Tetractinellida, Geodiidae. The record is from the annotation of a GenBank genome assembly.